AUGACCCGUGAACAAACCCUCACCACUCCAGAUCUGCCCAAGCCUCGCACCCGUCGGCGGCACCAGAAAAGUCGGGCGGGAUGUGGUAUCUGCAAGAGGCGGAAAAUUAAAUCAAACAAUUUUGCGAUUAAGCAUUCCGCUAAAUCUAGACAUCGGGACAAUCAGUGCGAUGAAGGAAAGCCUUGUUGCGCCAAUUGUGCAAGACAUGGCGUCGAGUGUGACUUUUCGCGGUCGAUAGCAACUCCCCCCUCUAAAUCGCCGGUGAACCGGACCCGGAUAUCGACCUCCGACAACGCCGUUAUUCCGGACGGCUUCGACGGAGGGACGUCUGGCCGGAUUCCCGCUCUUGAAUCCAUCCACCUGGAGCUUCUGCACAAUUUCACUACGCUAACCAGCCAAACUCUCUCCGGAGACCCGGUGCUCAAGAACCUCUGGCGCAUCAACGUGCCCAAGGUUGGAUUUGGUCAUGACUUCGUGAUGCGCAGCAUUUUCGCCCUAUCAGCGUUGCAUAUGUCCCUCUUCGCCACCGAUAAGCGGGAGUUCUACCUCAAUAUUGCUCGGUCUGAACACGGCGCUGCCCUCCGUGAAAUCUCUUCUGUUCUCUCGCAUGUCACUGCCGAGAACUGCUCCGCCAUCUAUAUCGCCGCAACCUUGACCUUCCUCUACGCGUGGGCCUGUCCCCGCCAGCCCGGCGACUUCUUCCUCGUUAGUAACUCCGGCGUAGCUGAGUGGGUCUUUCUCAUGCAAGGGAUUCGAAGCAUAUCCGAAUCAUGGGCAACAGAACUUCGUCAAGGCCCAUUCAGUCCCAUGUUCCGGCUUGGCCACAGCCGCAUGCAAUAUGGAAGCGGAGAUUACCGGACGUCAACGGCCUGGCUUUCGAGCGUCGAACACGCGCAACUGAUGUACUUGCGACGGACCGUCAUGCAAGCCACCUCAGAUACCCAGGCCGCUGCCGUCUACCAGGAGAAUAUUGAAAACCUUGAGGCGAGCUUUGCUCUGUCCUAG
This is a messenger RNA of Trichoderma virens Gv29-8, 1005 nucleotides long. RefSeq lists its product as uncharacterized. Gene Ontology annotation, biological process: regulation of transcription by RNA polymerase II. The transcript is spliced from 2 exons. NCBI's taxonomy places the organism in Eukaryota, Fungi, Ascomycota, Sordariomycetes, Hypocreales, Hypocreaceae. Gene Ontology annotation, molecular function: DNA-binding transcription factor activity, RNA polymerase II-specific; zinc ion binding. The record is from RefSeq and is a predicted model, not a curated record. The coding region runs from base 1 to 1005 and encodes 334 amino acids.